Messenger RNA from Seriola aureovittata, 4564 nucleotides. RefSeq names its product chromobox homolog 1a (HP1 beta homolog Drosophila) (gene cbx1a). Gene Ontology annotation, cellular component: pericentric heterochromatin; nucleus. The record is from RefSeq and is a predicted model, not a curated record. Lineage: Eukaryota; Metazoa; Chordata; Actinopteri; Carangiformes; Carangidae. Gene Ontology annotation, biological process: chromatin organization; negative regulation of transcription by RNA polymerase II. The transcript is spliced from 4 exons. Bases 1 to 789 code for a protein of 262 amino acids. Gene Ontology annotation, molecular function: chromatin binding.
AUGUUUCCUCUUGGUCCACCAGAGGCGCCCUUAGCAGACGUCAAGCUGGCGACCGUAGCAGGAAAGAAAGGCAAGAAGGCUGAGGAGGAGGAGCAGCCUGCUGCACCUCCAGCAGCACCACCAGCAGCAGCAGCAGCAGCAGCAGCAGCAGCAGCAGCAGCACCAGCACCUCCAGCACCACCAGCAGCAGCAGCAGCAGCAGGAGCAGCAGCAGCAACAGCAACACCAGCAGCAGCAGCAGCAGCAGCAGGAGCAGGAGCAGCAGCAGCGGAGGAGGAGGAAGAGGAGGAGUAUGUGGUCGAGAAGGUUUUGGACCGCAGAGUGGUGAAGGGCAAAGUGGAGUUUCUGUUGAAAUGGAAGGGCUUCUCAGAUGAGGAUAAUACAUGGGAGCCAGAGGAGAACCUGGACUGCCCUGACCUCAUUGCAGAGUAUAUGCAGAAACACAAAGAGAAGGAGGAGAAAAAGAAGGAGACCAAGAGGAAAGCUGCCAGCGAGGCCUCCGGAGACUCUGAAGAGCGAGGGAGCAAGAAGAAGAAGGAGGAGAGUGAGAAGGCCAGAGGUUUUGGUAGAGGUCUGCAGCCGGAGAGGAUUAUUGGAGCGACGGACUCCAGUGGAGAGCUGAUGUUCCUCAUGAAGUGGAAGAACUCGGAUGAAGCUGACCUCGUCCCAGCCAAGGAGGCCAACGUCAAAUGUCCCCAGGUGGUCAUCUCUUUCUACGAGGAGCGCCUCACCUGGCACUCAUACCCCACGGAGGAGGAGGAGAAGAAAGACGAGGAGAAAAAAGACUAGGCGGGUGGAGGAGGCGGCGGCGGUGGGAGCGGUGGAAUGCGGAGGUGUAGGGCGGGAAAUCAAUGACAUGCUGGUGAACUGUUGUCUAAGUGAGUCGACUCUAGCAGCCACUUUGGCAGAGAAAGUGAUUUAGAAAUAUCCCCAAAUGAUUGGGAGUGGACUGCCAAUGUAGCUGACAGAGGGGGAAAGAAGUCUGUUUUCCUGCCCUGGUGGGCGUGCUUUCCUCAAAAGAUGCUCCCACUUGUGUCUUGACUGAAAAUGUAAAUCUUUUUUUAAAGAGGUAUUUUGACACUUAGUCUCUCUGAUUUGUAUUUUUUUUUUUUCCCCUCACCAAGACCAUGUCACUGGAUGGGAGUUGGUGCCUUUGUUCUGCUAGUAUUCCUCCAUGAAUAUUGAACUGAAUACAGUGAAAUGACCAUAAAGUGUUUGUCUUCUGCAUUUGGUGACAAGUUCUUGGUUUUGGAAAUAACAGGAAUACAACGUGAGCUGUCAAGCUACCUCUUAAACACGUGCAUUCAUGUGAGUGUUUUGGCUACGGCUGGCAAGUUUGUCUCUGCUCCCAGUCACGGGUCUUCAUUUAGACAUCCCGUUUUAAACAUGUAUUAGCUGAUCAUAAGUUGGGUGGUGAGUUGUGGCGGGUUUGUAGAGGACAAACUUCCCUCCCUGUUUUGUCAGGAUACACUGGAGGGGAACCUCUUUUGAAGGGGAAAGAAGUGUGAUGUGAGGUGUUUUAUGGAGGAGUGAGAGAUUUGUCUCUUUCAGUAUCUGUUCUCUUUGUGCCACCUGGGUUCUCAUUAUCGCUGACGUAAUGCUGUUCUGCAUUUGAAACUAUCAAGCACCAAAUGACAACUGUACAUUUCACUGACGUGGACAGAUUGAUGAGGAGGAGGAGGGGGGGUUACAGUCUACAUGAAAAGACCAACAGUUGUCGGCUUUGACCUUUUAUACUGUACGUCCUACCAGCCGACUUGGCAGCCAACCAGCCGGUGUUCCUUCAUUCCAGCUGUGGAUGAUGCUGCAGCUUGUACUUUGCUGCCUGUUUGUUAGUUUUCUUUGAUAAAAAAUAGACUUGUUGACUUUUAACAAACUACGAGUUAAGAUGUUUGUGUUCAUUCAGAGGCAAAUCUGAUUUUCUGUGAAUGUAAAACUGUCGAUAUGCCAUAUUUCCUGUGACACAAGCAUAUGUUAUGGUGUAAAUUGGGAAGUUAAGUUGAUCGUGGAAUCUUCUUGAACAUUUAAGGACACACGGAGCGUUUUAACACAGUAUUUUUUAAAUAGCCUUUUUCACAGAGGAUGUCUUCACAUGUCUCAGGAGGAAAAACACAAGUGUAAAUAAUAAGAUUAAGGAGGGCUGAAUUCCACUCCGCUGCUUUAGCUUCAAGGUCCUGUUGCUGUGCUUGCUGGCUCACCUGGGACAGCUGAACAGAACAGAGACAUUAAUGUAAUUAGCUACACCUGUGCUUUUCCUACCUGUCAGCUGUGAGAAAGGUCUACACACAGAGGUAGUGAGUGCAGACUUCAGUUUCAUUUUCAGGUCGCUGUGGCGUAGUUUUGAUUCCCAAACUCUCUAUGCUAGUUCAGCCAUUUUCUUAAAAUGUUUCUUUUACUGGAUCCGAGGCUGGUUGGUUACUUGUCGCACACCGAACGGCUCCAGCAAGAUCAGCACCUGGCUGGUUUUAAUUUCCCCUCAGUGAUCGGCACAACACACUGUUUUACUUCAGGUGAACAGUUAGUGUUGCACUGGUGCAAGAAGUGACGAACGGCAGUCCAAAGGCUCAUGUCAAACCAAGAAGGUCAGAUGCCCUUUGACCUGUAGAUUAGAGGGGAGAAGAGUCAAGAACCAACUGAUCAUUCAGACUCAACUCGUCAUACAGCUAGAAUAGAUGCCUGAUUUUAACUGUUGGAGCACCACUGUCCUGUUAAACGAUUGUGUUAAUGGAUUUCUUUUGGAAAUCUGAAGCGGGGGGGCAUUUAGGAAAGCAAAAUACGUUUUGUUAUCCUUGUGAUAACCUUGCGAUAUGCUGUCCUUUUUAAAUGACAAGAACUGAAGUAGAGAUAAGUUUCAAAAAAGUGUCAUCAUUCUGUUUUGUGCAAAGAAAUGAACAUCAGCAGACGACGGCCUCAGAACUUCCCGAAUUGGUCGGGCUGUAAUCAGAGUGCUGGGUUGGUUUGAAUGACGGGAGGUAGCUCCUCCAUUUUAUACACAAGGUACAACUAUCAUUGAGCUGCUGUAACAAGCUUUUCUGGCAGGUGAUCAUCAUGUUUUCACACCUCCUGUACCUGUAGUGACAGUGUUGGUCAGGACUGGGUCUGAGAAGUCAGGACUGCUGUGUAACUGUCAGUGUGGGGAUUGACCGGCCAUUUGCUGGUAGAUUGUUGUCUGUAGUUGGUGCAUUCAGCACAAAACCAGCCAAUGAGCUCGUUUGGCCGAUGAACAGGUUAGAGCGGUUCGUUAAAUUCUCCUACCGCAUUGGCUGGUGGCUGGAGGUUUCCUCUGCAUCACGUAGUAGACAUGUGCUCCAUGACAGACACAACUGGGUUUAACUGCUACCGGAGAUGAUUGAAAGUAUGUUAAAUAAAAUUCAUUUCCAAAUCCUUGUUUUUAACCUUCACACACACAUAGGCACGUGUGUUUUCUAGGCUGUAUUAUUUUAGCUUGCACCGGCCGGGCAACACUCAAGACAUGAUAGUUCAGCACAUUUUUUUUUAGUAGUCCAUAUGGUUCCUCUUGCUUGCAGACCGUCCUGUGUUCAACACACAUUUUGAUAUUUGCAAAAAAAUAAAAUAGAUUAGUACUGUAACUUCAGCAUGAUUAACAUAAUCACUUUAUAUGAGAGGUCUUUUCUCUGGUGUUUUCCUGCGUAUCCUAACGUUUUCCAGCGUUCUAUGUGUUGAAUGUAGCCCGGCUGUGCUUAUUUCCAGGUAUACUGUAUUAAAGCUAAUAUUGUAGCUUCCUCUGUUAGCGGACCCGGGUUAGCUAGUUCAAAUCCCCUGUCUCUGAACUGUUUGCUUCGGGUGGCCUGCUGCUGCUUUGAGAACCGAUCUUGAAGAGAGAAUUUCACUCUGAAAAUAUUUUUCCUUAAUUAUAUUUUUCUAUUCCCAGUGGACAUUUGUGGUCUUUUCUGCUUCGCCCGCCUCAUGUCACCACCCCUCGACAGCUAUUUUUAAAUAUUUACCCUUUUUCCACAGAAUUUGAUUAAUAUUUUAAUGAGCUCUAACCCUUGGUAAUACGUGAUGGAAGACGUGUUCACAGCCCCAACAAGCGACCACAGAGUGUGUAAGCAUAUCAAAAUUCUCACAGUACCUCUGAGGCUGAAUUACAGGUCAGUACGUGGGAAUCAUUUUUGCUUUUUGGCUCAGCUGUAAAUACAGUUUUUAGCAUUUGCAGUCAAACAUCUGACGCUAAGCUAGCUGUGAUAAUUGCCUACGCUGUUGUUAAGCAUCUCUAUCCCAGGUCUAAUCCUACCCUUUCUUCUUGUCUGUUUUUUCUGGCCUGUGGGACGCUCGAGUUUCUUCACUGUGUACGUCAGUAUUAUGACUGAAACCUCAACUGCCCUUCGUCACACUUCACCAUUGGCAGGAAGGGAUUGAAUUAGCUGUACCCGGGUCUCCUGGUUAGAUUUUCUAUCUUGUCUCAGAAACUUUUCUCUGUAUUUAGCGUAUUAGCUUGUGUUGUCUUGUUGCUUGUAUAUUGGUUUUCCUUGGAAUGUCACUGUCAUUGCUGAUCUUCCUUUGAUUGUCUGUUUUGGACAAUAAAGGUUUUUCGUUUUCAUAA